Molecule: messenger RNA, 1162 nt
Organism: Closterium sp. NIES-67
Lineage: Eukaryota; Viridiplantae; Streptophyta; Zygnematophyceae; Desmidiales; Closteriaceae
Source: the annotation of a GenBank genome assembly
AGAGCGACAGCCGUGGUCGCCAGGGCCACAUUGGUAGCCAGCCGUGUCUCUUCCCCUCCCUCUUCCCCGAACACCUACCAACCCCUCUCCCUCCACCCCAUGAUGACAACUUGGCGCUGGUGGAGGUGGUUCCCAGACAACUCGGCGCUAGUGGAGGUGGUUCCCAGUCCCUAUAUCGCCGGUGAGCUCAGAGCAACAGCCGUGGCCGGCGCAGUCACUGUGCCGCCCAUAACCAUCGUCGACAUCCCACAGGCUGGUAACCCUCCGGCUGCUGCGUCUUCUGUUACACUGCCUGGUAACCCUACCGCUGCUGCGUUUGGUCGGCCUGGUAACGCUGCUGCUGCUUCUGCUCCCAGCACCAGUGCCGGUGCGCCAGCUGGCGUGCUCUCAUUGGCUGUCGCAGUCACCAGUCCUCUCAACGCCUUUCCACCCUUCGAGCGCAACCUCGAGAUCGUUUUCUGCCCGGCUGGGCAGUAUUACAAAACUGCAGACAAUGGUACCAGCAGUAGGAGUAGCAGCAGCACCACGAGCAGCAGUGACCCCACCAACCCCCUGUGCCUCCCACAACAUCCCCUGGAAGCCCAAUGCUCUGUGCCACGUGCCCCAUAGGCAGCUAUUGCGGGCCCGGUAGGGGCGCCCAGCACUGCCCAGAUGGCACCUUCUCCUUCCGCCAAGGUGCCACCUCCCCCAGUGACUGCCUGCCCUGCCCCAACACCACCAACGCCAGAACGAGCCUCCCCACCAUGACCUGCUCCGACGGGGUUGCUGACGUGGCGGAGGGUAUUGGCUGGACCCGGGGAGUGUGGGGAAGGGGCGGUGGUGGUGUAUGCGUGUGACGUGCUCGAUGGGUGCCCUGGGUUCCAAUACCCUCCAAAAUACCCUCAAGUGCUGAAUUCUGCCCUCCAAUACUCCUCUCCUGAAGCCGCAGCAUCCGCCCUACAAGGCGGUGGUGAUGCGCUGUGUGGGGAGGGGGAGGGGGAGGGGGGGCAGUGCAUUGGGGAGUACGGGCAGUGUGGGCCGGGGUACGCUCAAGUGCGGCUGUGCUCCGAGUGCAGCAGCGGCUUCUAUGCUUCGCUCAAGGAGUGCCGCCAGUGCACCUCCACUCUAACCAAUGUGAGCUCUGCGCCACAUGGCCUUCAACGUUUGCUCACCAGACUCCAGC